AGUAAGCCAAGAACUAAGCUCCCUGCUAAGCUCAUAGAUAGCCCGACCGAGGCCAACGAUCGAGGUCAACAAUCCGAGUACCCUACACCUCCUCGCUCACGCUAAAUCUACCCAACGUCUCAAGAAUGGCCCCAGAUCAGGACGAGCCUGACAGGCCCAAAAAGACGGUUGUCUUCCUGCACCCCGACCUGGGCAUCGGCGGUGCAGAGCGGCUGGUCGUCGACGCCGCCGUCGGCCUCCAGAACCGCGGCCACAAGGUCGUCAUCUUUACGAGCCACUGCGAUCCCAAGCACUGCUUUGACGAGGCCCGCGACGGCACCCUCGACGUCCGCGUCUGCGGAAACACGCUCGUGCCGCCCUCGAUACUUUCGCGCUUUUCCAUCCUUUGCGCCAUCCUGCGCCAGCUGCACCUCAUCCUGCAGAUUUCGUUUUUCUCGAAAGAGCUAGCGGACCUCGAGCCCGACGCCUUCUUCGUCGACCAGCUGAGCGCGGGUCUGCCGCUGCUAUGGUGCCUAACGCGUGGCGGCAGGAAAGCGCCGGCCUCGUCGCCCGGCAUCCUCUUCUACUGCCACUUCCCGGACCUGCUGCUGGCCCGCGGCCGCGAGCUGUGGGUCAAGCGCAUGUACCGCGUGCCCUUUGACGCCCUCGAGGCCUGGAGCAUGGGCUUCGCCCACGCCGUCGCCGUCAACUCGGACUUCACCCGCGGCGUCGUCCGGAACACGUGGCCGCACCUCGCGGCGUCGACGGAGUUGCGCGUCGUGUACCCUUGCGUCGACGUCAAGGCCGUGGAGGGGGGCGGCGGGGGCGAGGGCGAGGGCGGGGAAAAAAGCACGGCGACGCUCGACUGGCAGGACGUCAAGAUCGUGCUGAGCAUCAACAGGUUCGAGCGCAAGAAGAAUAUUGCCUUGGCCAUCAAGGCGUUUGCCGGAUUGGUCAAGGAGAAGCGCAAGGGCGUCAAGCUCGUUAUUGCAGGUGGUUACGAUAACCGUGUUACCGAGAACGUCUCGUACCACAAAGAGCUGGCCGAGCUCGCAGAGAAUCUUGGACUGGGCCACGCAACGACAAAAACGGUCGUGACGGCCCUGGCCCUGGCCCGCGACGCCUCGGUCGACGUGCUCUUCCUGCACUCGGUGCCGUCAGCCCUCAAGGCCUCGCUCCUCAAGUCGGCGCGCCUGCUCCUCUACACGCCGGCCGAGGAGCACUUCGGCAUCGUGCCGCUCGAGGCCAUGCUCGCGGGCCUGCCCGUGCUGGCCUGCAACAGCGGCGGGCCCAUGGAGACGGUGCUCGAGGGCGAGACGGGCUGGCUCCGCGACCCGGACGACGUGCCCGCCUGGACCGAGGUGAUCGAGACGGUACUGGACGCGUCGUCGUAUUUUUACGCGGGAGGCGCGCGCAGCGAGAUGCUGGCGCGCAUGCGCGAGGCCGGGCCCAGGCGCGUCCGCGAGAACUUCUCGGACGUGCAGAUGGCGCGGCGCCUCGAGGCCGUGCUGGACGACAUGGACGACUCAAUGGCCAGGGCCAGGAGGAGGAGGGACGCAACGUCCGUGUUUGGCAGCCUCGAGCCCUUUGCCUUCAUGCUCAUGGUCGGCAUCACCGUUUGGGCCGUGGUGUGGCGUGUGGCUUCCCUAACAGGGUACUUGGAGUAGCUCGUCUUUUGUCGUCUUUUGUCGUCUUUUUUUCUUUCCUUUUCUUCUUGAUACUGUCGGGGCUGGGGGGGUGCUAUAUCUUGUGGUCCCAGAGUGGGUCGGGAGUAACUGGUCUAGGGGAUGGAAAUAUGGCUCGAGGACAGGAAGGAGCUAAAGACAUGUCAUGAUACCCCUUUGGUAUGGUCUUCUGGAAGAUGGCCACGCUAUAUCCUACAACAUUUGAACCGACUUUGUUGGCUGUGAACCUUGACAUAUACCAAACUAGCAGGUUUUAACCAUGCAUACAUAAACUCUCUCUCUCUC
Gaeumannomyces tritici R3-111a-1 is the source of this 1949-nucleotide messenger RNA. RefSeq names its product mannosyltransferase. NCBI's taxonomy places the organism in Eukaryota, Fungi, Ascomycota, Sordariomycetes, Magnaporthales, Magnaporthaceae. The transcript has 3 exons. The coding region runs from base 126 to 1646 and encodes 506 amino acids. Gene Ontology annotation, molecular function: GDP-Man:Man(1)GlcNAc(2)-PP-Dol alpha-1,3-mannosyltransferase activity; alpha-1,3-mannosyltransferase activity. The record is from RefSeq and is a predicted model, not a curated record.